Messenger RNA from Spizellomyces punctatus DAOM BR117, 1831 nucleotides. RefSeq lists its product as uncharacterized. The coding region runs from base 596 to 1453 and encodes 285 amino acids. The transcript has 7 exons. The record is from RefSeq and is a predicted model, not a curated record. Lineage: Eukaryota; Fungi; Chytridiomycota; Chytridiomycetes; Spizellomycetales; Spizellomycetaceae.
CUUACUCACGGGGCUUAGUCGCAAGAGGCUUAGUAUGGCAAGCCUUGAGCCAUGGUUCAUCGUCGUCGCAUCCGCCCCGUUUUUUCUUUUAACGUUGUGACCUGGAUUUUCACGAAGCCGCAGGAAUGCUGCAAGACGGACUUUAUCGUCGUCGAGGACGUCACCGACAAGCUGUAUCUACCUGCUGCUGCACGGAACGCCCCGACAUUUGGAUCCGAGGCGCAUGUUUGCCGACAUUUAUAGAUUAAACUAUAAACAGCACCAUAUUUGUCACAGGUACGCUUGAGCCUCUCGUCGGAAAUCAACUGGGUGCGGACGGAAAACACAAUCCCAUUGCUGUCAAUGACAAGGACGAUGGAAAUCCCUUGACAAAUGGAAUGAUAAUGGUGAUUCGUCCUUUGGGCGCCUUUUGAUAUAGACUUGAAACGAGCCAACAAGGACCGCGCUCCGCCGUGCCUGGUGUUGUGUUAUACUCUUCUUUAAACCUGUUGAUUAGCGGGAUACCGGAGCUAACACAUUUCACCUUCUUGUGGUCUUGCGGGUGCUUGGCGGUACACAGUCAUUAUCGUAGCCAAAAAGCCGAGGCAACAACCUCAUGGCCUCGCUUCAACAGUCUGACGCAGGAAGGCUCCGGCCUCAUCCAAGCGAACAAAGUUUGAAGAGUCCAGCGCCAGGGAGUGUCCGAUACGAACUACGCGUCUUGCAGCAGCCUAUACGCGCGCGAGCCUGCGGGUUUGGAACAAAAGAUCGACGACGAGUGGAUCCUCCACCAGUAGUGGAGCUAAUCAAAUAUGACGAGAGAAAUAUCCGAGAUUCCAGUGCGCAAGAAGAACCAUACCUUGUGUGCCAUGCUUCGUUGUGUAGUGCCGAUGGGACAGAGGACCGAGGUCUCAUUAACAAUAUUUACGCCGACGAAUCGGCCGGUGAACUUGGUGCAAGUCAGCACGCAUUGGUCGGUUGCGCGGUUGCGACGGCUCAGCCUCUAAAGGACGUGCACGGUGUGAAAAAGCUUAUGUUUAUAUUCCCUGACUUGUCCGUUCGUCCACCGGGACAUUUGAGGCUCAAGUUUAGAUUGGUAGACUUGAGGCCAGUUUUUGAGAGAGGAACAGGGGCGGGCACAACUGAUGGGGAGGAGCAAAACGUGCUGACAUCCGGAGGGCUGCGAACGUCAUCAGGGCCAUCAGCAUUCCGACCGGUAGCGAGCACCUCUAGAGUUACGACCGCGUUGACCUCGCAAGAGCAUAUCAACAUGGCUGAGGAGGCUGCCCUAUCAUCAGCGAUACCCAUACAAGCAAUGACGUUAUCGGAUGUAUUUACAUGUUACCGCGCAAAGCAGUUUCCUGGCAUGUUGGAGUCAACAGAUUUAUCGAAAUGCCUUGUUGCCCAAGGCGUUCAAGACAUCCCGAUAAGAGACAAGGGUGUCGACCCCUCAAGAAUGCUCGACCGCUACUAAAUUGGACUGAUCUCGCUGUCCAGUAGCCUGUUGCGUGAAAUCUUUUCUCCCAACCACAAUUUCCCGUGUUCAAAUAAGAAGGCUGAUUCUGUUGUUUUUUGUAUGUCGACGUUGAACUCGUCGACUGUUCAAGGCUAUGUUGUUGUUGUUUUUUGUUUUUUUAAUUUUUAUUUACAUUCGGAUCGUGGCCUCUUAAGAUCCCAAAUCAUUGUUUGAUAUGCGAGGAAGAGAAUAUGAUCUAAAGAGGAGAUGGGCACAUCUUUUGGAUAGCGACACUGCUAAUGAUGUGUUUUUUUUUCUUGCUAUGGAUCUGCAAAAUUGGGGAUGCACGUUGAAAUAGUAAAUCCAAGCUAAAAAUAACCCAUGUCCGCAAACGGC